UGUCCCUGCUUUUGCUACAGGUACGCUUGAGGAAAACAUUCUCACACACAGAUAGACUGUCAGUGUGCUUCCUUGACAAGCGAUAUGCCUCAAACAGGUGCUCCAAGUCCAACAAUGCGGGAAAGAAAGCAACAUGGACAACAACAUCAGUCACAGCCUACUACUCACACUCAUAGCAGUACGGGAAAUACUAACAGGCAAAGUGGCUCAAGAUCCCACCAUCAUUAUGAAAGGCUAACAAGGUUUAGCUGUGAGGAGCGUGCUGCACAAGUUCAACAAAGAAAAAGAAGCGGCAACUUCAAAACAAGUCCGGCGCAGAUGAAAAGUGAUGCGAGGGACAUACAUGUACCUGAACGUCCAGCCCAGAGUAACAGUAGAGAAAGGAGAGGUUACUGGAGGUCAAGUCCUGUACAGACACGGAAUGUAAGAAGGAAUGCGUCAAGACAUCCACCUUCUGCAGCCCAGGGUAGGAGUGACAGCAGAGACAGGACAGAGGAGGCCACGGGCAGCAAGACUGGACAGCACCGUGACAGUGUUAGGAGGGAGGCUGGGUGCAGCACAUCAAAAAGCAGCAGGAGUCAAGAAUAUGUUACACAUUUGGAUGAAAUGGAGAGUAGAGCUCCCCACAGAAGAUCACCUGUACAGACCAGGUCCAGCACACGGGUGGCAGGUAGUCUAACCGAGCAAUCCCGACAGCCGCAACCAGGACCAACAGCUGCACAAGGGAAUAGGAACAGCAAGGCACAGGCAUCUGUUCUUGGAAAGACUUCAGCCAACCAGGCAGGCACUAGUCAGGGAAAAACAGUGAGGGGGAAAUCUGGAGCAGCACACAGCACAUCAAGGCUGCCACAAAAGUCAUCUGGGCGACAUUACGGUAAACAAGAAAAAAAGAGGACAGCAGUGCCAAAAGGAGGGACAGCCCGGCCAGCUGGGAGGAAGACAGCCAGGAAAACUGAUGAGGGCUCAACAUCGAGGGGAGGAACAGCACGAUUUGGUGGGAGAAAGAGUAACACCGGCACAGCACCACCUAGUGUAGCUACAACUAGAACAACAGGGAAGAAGAGAACAGCCGACCAGGCAUUCGGUGAAGGCAAACAAACAACAGCAAAAGCUUGUGUAACUAAGAAGGGGAAUAAAAAGCGAACAACCCCUAAUGAAGCCAAGAGCCAGAGCAUACCCCCUGCAACAACAGCAGAAACAACCAAGAGGCAGAGAAUAGCAGCGGAGCCUGACUGCUGUGCCAUCUGUCUGUCUGAGCUGACCACCCAGCCGCUAGCACGCCCCGACAUCUGCCGCCAUGUCUACUGUCUGGACUGUCUGCAGGCCUGGCAACAGAGGAGGAAAACCUGCCCAAUAGACAACAAACAGUUCCAGACACUUCUACCGUACAGCAAAGAUGGGAAGGAUAUUAAGAUACCUGUGGUUAAGAACAAUUCAAGCAAUAGAAAUGGAGUACCGGUAGUACCAGUUGGCAACCAGCCUUACAAUCCGCUACUGGCAGGACAGAACAGGAGUGAACCCAGGAAUCAGAGGGAUCCCCACAAUGUGCAUUGGGGUGAUGAUUCAGAGGAGUGGGAUGACCACCAAGAAAGUUGGGAUGACGAAGGUUCACAGGCUGCAGUGGCCUAUUGGGGCGCUGGGUCUGCUCAUUAUUCCAACGGACCAGGUGAACGGACAGAGACAUUUGGGCGAUACACAGGGGAAUCUGGCUCGUCUAGAUGA
Molecule: messenger RNA, 1722 nt
Organism: Branchiostoma belcheri (Belcher's lancelet)
Lineage: Eukaryota; Metazoa; Chordata; Leptocardii; Amphioxiformes; Branchiostomatidae
Product: zinc finger CCCH domain-containing protein 18-like
Exons: 5
Coding region: 85-1722 (545 amino acids)
Biological process (GO): spliceosomal complex assembly
Molecular function (GO): RNA binding
Source: RefSeq, a predicted model, not a curated record